UUUAAAAGCACAGAACCAAAGCAAACCGAUGAAAGCUCUGGUAUCAAAGUUAUUGCUCCGGAUUGGUUCCGAUGCAGAAAUCUUUCAAUUUCAGUACUAGAUCUGUCUCCGAUUCCAUUCCGGCGAGUUGAAAUUCUACCGGAGUAGCGAAAUACGCGAUUUUUACGUCGUCUGGCGAGGGAUUUGGUUCGUUUUGGAGGUAAAUGGAAGGUUUUACUGCAGAAGAUCUGUCCACAAUCGGAGGAAUUGCGACGGUGUCGCUUCUGCAUUCCUUCAUUCCUACUCACUGGCUCCCUUUCUCCGUCGUCGGCCGCGUCCAGAAAUGGACUCUCUCCAGGACUCUCCUCGUCACUGCCUUUGGAGCAAUUUUGCAUGUCAUAUCUACUUCACUUCUUGGAAUAACAGCAAUCACAAUGGCUAAUACCAUUGCCGGUGAAGAAACUGUGCAUAAGCUGGCCUCACUUUUGCUUAUCAUUCUUGGAGGUUGUUAUGUUUUGUUGUUUAUGACUGGAAGAGGUAGUCACAGUCACACCCACAACCAACCAAUGGAGAAAAUGGCCGUUGCUGGUCUUGUCCUUGUACCCGCGUUGUCUCCCUGUGCAACCACUCUUCCAGUAUUUCUUGCUGUUGGAAAUUCAUCUUCCAUGAUGGUGCUUGCCAUCAUAGUGCUGCUGUUCAGCACAAUAACUGUGAUGACUUCGUUGGUAGCUCUGUCAUUCUACGGCGCCAGCCAGCUCAAGUUUCACUGGGUCGAACGAUACGACAAACUUCUAGUAGGUUCGGUGUUGUGCGUGAUCUUGUGGGAAAUUUCAAGACUGACUUCUGAAUCCUGUAUUAUAUGCAUCAAGUGGGUUUAAAGGUCAGUUUCUUGUUUGCCUUUGUUGCUAUUUUGUCACAUUUAAGAAUCUUUUCCAUGUAUGAUUAAUAGGAUAUCACAUCUUUUCCAUCACUUA
Messenger RNA from Momordica charantia (bitter melon), 953 nucleotides. NCBI's taxonomy places the organism in Eukaryota, Viridiplantae, Streptophyta, Magnoliopsida, Cucurbitales, Cucurbitaceae. The record is from RefSeq and is a predicted model, not a curated record.